AUGGCUUCAGGAAACUGCACAGCACCAACCAUGUUCAUUCUGUCUGGACUGACAGACAAUCCAAGGCUGCAAAUGCCUCUCUUCAUGGUGUUUUUAGCCAUCUAUACCACCUCGCUGCUAACAAAUCUGGGCUUGAUUGCGUUAAUCAGCACGGAUCUCCAGCUUCAAACCCCAAUGUAUUUUUUCCUCCAAAAUCUCUCUUUCAUAGAUGCCGCUUAUUCUACAGUCAUCACUCCUAAAAUGUUGGUGAUGUUUCUGGUAGGAACAAAAACAAUUUCAUAUGCAGGUUGCAUUAUGCAGUAUUUUAGUGUUGCUUUGUUGACAGCCUCAGAGUGCUUGCUGCUAGCUGUGAUGGCAUAUGACCGGUACAUGGCCAUCUGUAAACCUCUGCUUUAUACUGUCAUCAUGACCAAGGCGGUCUGCUGGAGUCUGGUGACAGGUUCAUACUUCUUGGCCUUCCUGAACUCUGUGGUACACACCAGUGGCUUGCUAAAGCUAUCCUUUUGCUCUUCAAAUGUGGUAAACCAUUUCUUUUGUGAUAACAGCCCGCUCUUCCAGAUUUCUUCUUCCAGCACUGCUCUCAAUGAACUGCUGAUUUUCAUUGUGGGCACCUUGAUUGAGAUGAGCAGCAUCAUUACCAUCCUCAUCUCAUAUCUUUUCAUUAUUCUGACUGUGCUGAGGAUCCGCUCCAAGGAGAGGAAAUACAAGGCCUUUUCCACCUGCACCUCUCACCUGAUGGCUGUCUCCUUGUUCCAUGGAACUGUCGUCUUCAUGUACUUGCAACCAGUCAACAGCUUCUCUCUGGACACAGACAAAAUUGCAUCUUUGUUUUACACCGUGGUGGUCCCUAUGCUGAAUCCCCUCAUCUACAGCUGGAGGAACAAGGAGGUAAAGGAUGCUCUACGCAGAGCCAUAGCCACCAACAUUUGGCUUCACUGACCCUUGGGCUGUGCAGUGAGAUGCCAUUUUGAUUUUUAAGGGUUGAUUCACAAAUAAUUUGA
Numida meleagris (helmeted guineafowl) is the source of this 1001-nucleotide messenger RNA. RefSeq names its product olfactory receptor-like protein COR4. Gene Ontology annotation, biological process: G protein-coupled receptor signaling pathway; sensory perception of smell. Lineage: Eukaryota; Metazoa; Chordata; Aves; Galliformes; Numididae. Gene Ontology annotation, molecular function: G protein-coupled receptor activity; odorant binding; olfactory receptor activity. Gene Ontology annotation, cellular component: membrane. The coding region runs from base 1 to 939 and encodes 312 amino acids. The transcript has a single exon. The record is from RefSeq and is a predicted model, not a curated record.